GAGAAAUGCCCGUGGAAGAAUGCUGCUCGCAGGCAGGAUGCGAAGUUAUGGAGCAACCAAGCCUGCAGCGAUGCUGAGCACAUGGCGCGGCGCAGACGUCACGCAAUGUUGGCGAGCCAGACAUGUGGAGACCUUGAGGGCGACAAUGCCGGACAUGCUUUUUACGCGCGGCGUCGGGUGUUGGACCGUGUUGUUCCGCAUCCUUUCGUGAUGGCGGUGCCGAUGCCCUUUUACACAACGCUUGAUCCAGUAGAGUCCGAUCAACGACAGGAGUGUCGGGAUUCGAUGAUCGGACGGCGUCGCUGGUCUGGUGGUUGCGAGUGCCGACGUCGAAAUUCUCCUCGCGACCUGCCCAAAGGCUGGUCCUGCCAAGGGGACAGUGUGUCCUUCACCGGGGACAAUCUGGGACGAGAAGAACUUGUUCUCUUCCCCAAGAGAUUCCCGAAUCUCUUCAGUGUGGUUGGAGAUGACGAUGCCGGAAGCUGCAAAAUCCGAGAUCACGGCAUUUGCACUACACGGAACACCCAGGUCAAGUCGCUGCAUACGCUUUUCUUCUUUGGAUUUCCACUGAAAAAUGUGAAUAAACACUGGAGCGGGCUGAAAGCCGAGACAGGCCGAAACGAGGCUUCCGAUUAUAUCAUGGAAUGGAUUUUUAACACCUACAAUGACUUGCUCGUGGGCUUGAACGACAAAGCGAAAGGUGGGGUGAUGUCGUUCGAUGCGAACAGUCUCCAAAACGGGAGCCCCCUGCUGAAGCAGUACAUCGCCUACAACAUCCCCCGAGAUGCGCGCUGGAUCACAGCAUCCAUCUUCUUCAUGCUGGGUUACAUCUCUUACACGACGGGCUCCGUAUUCCUCGGUGUCUCUAUCAUAGCGAUGAUCGUCUUCGCGUUCGGGCCGGCGCUGUUGCUCUACACCAUCGUAUUCGGGCAGAGGUACAUCGGACUGCUGCACCUCAACGGCCUCUUCAUUAUCUUGGGUGUGGGCGUGGACGACGCCUUCGUCAUUCUGGAUGCGUACGGCCAAGAGAAGGCCGAAGCUGAAGCGGAAGGACGACCCACCAACUUCAGUGCCAUCAUGUCUCCAGCAGUGCAUCAUGCCUCGAAGGCUUGUUUGUGCACCUCUUUGACAACCUUCUUUGCCUUCGCCUCGAACUCGGUCUCUGACUUCCCGUCAAUCCGGACCUUCGGCAUGUUCUGUGCAUGCCUUAUCAUAACAAACUUCGUUAUCGACUUCUCCUUCUUCCUGGCAAUCGUCUGUGCGAGCGAGCGCCUGAAGAAGCCGAAGCCCCCAACGUCCUCAGCGAUCGAGGAGGCCGAUACGCUGCGACCCAUGGAGAAGUGGUUUCAUGAUACUUUCUUCCUUUUCGUCAAGACCUUCAAGUUUCCACUGCUCGGUGUCUUCGGCGUGUGGGCCGCCGUCUGCAUGUGGACUGCCACAUACAUCACGCCUGACCCGAACAUGCCGAAAGUGUUCAUGCCGAGCGACAACUACGAACGCUUUCUGCCAACGCUGGCGAAGAGAUACGAGAAAACCUUCAACCCCUUUCGGCUGAAGGUCCGAAUCCAUCUUGGUGUCGAUGCUGAUGAACCCAUCAAUCGAGGAACUACGCCUGACUACAAUGACUGCUUCUUCAAUUGUGCCGGGCAGAAGCCAAACUAUGUUGAUCUCUUCGCCACUGCUGGUGAGCUCACGCCCGAGAAGAGAAGCAAGCAGAUGAGAAUGCAGAAUGUUGUCCAGAGGCUGUGCGAUAUGCUGGAGGAUGCUUCCGAAUGGGAUGGAGACGAGUCCCGGCUCUCCGAGCACCAACGCGAGUACCCAUUCCUUCGGGUAGCUUCUGCAGAAGAUCUUGCCGGUUUGCCUCCAGUCAAAUGUGUUUUCCGCGACUUUGAGCAUUGGAUUAUCACAAUGAACGUGGCGGCCAAACAGACCAUGGGAACUCUGGAGGGGUUUCCUUCCAGCAAAUUCUGUUGUGGUGGGGACUCACACUUCGUCCAGUUUCUGUCAUCGCCAAUGCCUCCUUCGAACAAGAUGUAUCAAUCUGGGCAGCGCAACAUGGAAUUCUUCCAGGAUGAGGUUUUCUUUGACCGUGUAGAUGGCGAACUGGUCCUCCGUGCUAUUGUCAUUGAAGUGGCAUUGAAAACGACUUGGCAGAUCCCUUACUUGGACGGAAUUGAGCUCAACCGCCACUGGGACAAGUUCAUCCAAGAAUUUGCUGCAAGAGAAGCAAAGCAGGAGAGGAUUCCGUUGUUGCCGAAGGCUAUCUUCGCUACGGACAUGUUUGCAUUCCACUGGUUCCAGGUGCAGGACGCGAUGAACGCUGAAGUCUUCGAUGGUAUCAAACUUUCUCUGUUUCUGGCCUUCCUAGUGCUUCUCGGAGCAACUCAGAACGUAGUCCUUGCUCUCAUCUCUGUCUCAUGCAUCGUCGCCAUUGUCUCCUCCGUGCUGGCCUUUGCCGUCUGCAUGGACUGGAAGACCAGCGUGUCGGAGGCGAUCAUCUAUGUGAUGGUCAUCGGCCUGUCCGUGGACUAUGUGAUCCACCUAGGCGAUGCCUACCAGGAGUGUCCCGACGAGAGCCGAGAGGACCGGGUGCAAUUCAUGGUCACCAAGAUGGGUGUGUCUGUUAUCUCCGGAGCCAUUUCUUCUGCUGGAGCUGCCAUCUUCAUGACGUUCUGCCAGAGCUUGUUUCUCGUCAAGUUUGGGAUUGUGAUUUGCUUCGUCAUCAGCGUCUCCGUGGUGACCUCUCUGGUCUUCUUUUCCGCACUUCUGCUUGUUGCUGGACCAAGCGGCGAGUUCGGCAGUUUGGGUCCCGUUCUGCUGCUCCUGAAGCCGCGGAAGCAACCUCCUGCAGAGACUGAAGAAGACACAUCGCAACCCGCGCCUGAAGAGCCGCAGAAGGUGCAACCACGGCUGUACUCCUCGGUUGUCAGAUAUCGGAAGAGUUUGGCCCGUGCCAGCAUGGCCAAUGCUGAUGCCCGAGAGCUGGCGCGGGAGUUGGGUACCCUGCCGCACAUGGAGCUGAUGCUGCUCCGCAGCUUGGUUCAUGUAAGGCAGGAAGUUGUGGCUUUUCUGAUACGAGCAGAGGCUGCAGGGACCUUCGAUAGCUGUCACCGAGCCGAGGAGCUGACAGCGGUGUCCCAAAGUCCGGGAGCACGCCAAGGUGCUGAGAUGGAGUACUCUGAGACUUCAAGGCCGGUCUCUCACGAAGAGAGCGAAGUGGUUGACCUCCGUGAUCUGCGGGAAUAA
Messenger RNA from Symbiodinium necroappetens, 3246 nucleotides. Lineage: Eukaryota; Dinophyceae; Suessiales; Symbiodiniaceae. The record is from the annotation of a GenBank genome assembly.